CCCGGGGGGGCGCGGCUUCCGGGAACCCAGCGGGAUCCUCCUCUGAACAUAGAGCAGCGCCCGGGCCGCUCAUUCAGCGCCUGCCUCCCCGCGGGACGAGCCGAGCCGAGCCCGGCUGCUGCCCAGCGAGGGGUCCGGCCCCGGAGCCCCGGGGGUUCCCUGCAGCGCCAUGGCGCAGCCUCUGCUCCCGCUCCCGCUCCUGGCCUGGGGCGCGCUGGCAGCUCUGGCAGGGGCCGCGCAUGGCUCGUUUGAGGUGAGCGUUUCGCCGGAAGCUGCCAUGGUGGAGCAUGGAGGGUCCGUCUGGAUAAACUGCAGCCACACGUGCCAGGAUCCUGGCGCCAGGGGCGGCCUGGAGACCUCGCUCACCAAAACCGAUAGUAAAGGUGGACCCGGGUGGGCGGCCUUUUUCCUCGGCGGUAUCACGGAGUGGGUGUCGGCCCCUCAGUGCUACUUCACCUGCAGUGGAGUUACGAGUGUGGUGGCUGCAAACAUCUCCUCUUACCGGCCGCCGGAGCGGGUGGUGCUGGAGUCGCUCCCCGAGAUGGAGCUGGGCCGGGCCUAUAACCUGACGUGCUGGGUUCUGAACGUGGCUCCUGUCACGCACCUCACCGUGACCCUCCGCCAGGGGGGACGGACCCUGCACACGGAGACCUUCCAGAACCACACCGGGACCGGACCCGGCAACGUCACAGUGACCCACGAGAUCACCCCUCAGCAACGGGACCACGGGCAGGAGAUCACCUGCCACGCAGCCCUGGACCUGACGCCGCACGGGCCCCACUUCGAAAACAGCUCCUCCGCGGUGGAACUCAAGGGUUAUGGGGCCGCGCAUGGCUCGUUUGAGGUGAGCGUUUCGCCGGAAGCUGCCAUGGUGGAGCACGGAGGGUCCGUCUGGAUAAACUGCAGCCACACGUGCCAGGAUCCUGGCGCCAGGGGUGGCCUGGAGACCUCGCUCACCAAAACCGAUAGUAAAGGUGGACCCGGGUGGGCGGCCUUUCUCCUCGUCGGUAUCACGGAGUGGGUGUCGGCCCCUCAGUGCUACUUCGCCUGCGGUGGAGUUACGAGUGUGGUGGCUGCAAACAUCUCCUCUUACCGGCUGCCGGAGCGGGUGGUGCUGGAGCCGCUCCCCGAGAUGGAGCUGGGCCGGGCCUAUAACCUGACGUGCCGGGUUCUGAACGUGGCUCCUGUCACGCACCUCACCGUGACCCUCCGCCAGGGGGGACGGACCCUGCACACGGAGACCUUCCAGAACCACACCAGGACCGGACCCGACAACGUCACGGUGACCCACGAGAUCACCCCUCAGCGACGGGACCACGGGCAGGAGAUCACCUGCCACGCAGCCCUGGACCAGACGCCGCACGGGCCCCACUUCGAAAACAGCUCCUCCGCGGUGGAGCUCAAGGGUUAUGAUCUCCCAGAGCCCCAGCUCCAAACCUCCCUCUAUAUCGAGGUGGGCACCAGGGAGCCCAUCCACUGUAGGGUGGCCGGGGUGUUCCCCGCCGCGGGAGAGGCCCGGUUCACCCUGUCCUUCGGGGGAGAGAGCCUGAACCUCACCGUCACCACGUCGGGCGACAUGGCCGCCGCCGAGGGCAAGGUUUGGUCCCCGUCCCCGGGACAGCACCAGCUGAGCUGCACCGUGACCGUGGGGCCCGUGUCCAGAUCCGCAGGGCAGAGCGUUCUCGUUUACAGUCUCCCCGAGCCUGUCCUGGAGGUGACUGAGUCCCGGACCUUCGUUAACAGCAACGUGACCGUUACGUGCCGUUCCCCUGAGGCCGACCCCCAGGGCGUCCUGCUCCAGCUCAGCGACGCCAAGGGAGUCCUGGUCUCCAGCGCCCCCGCCCAGCCCCGUGUGCAGCUCCAGCUGAUGGCCAGCGAGGAAGACGACGGGAGGGAGUUCACGUGUGAAGCAAGGCCUGGCUCAGGCAUCCCCGCCGUGAAACGCACGUCCGCCAGGCUCACUGUCCUCUACGGGCCCAGGAUGGACGACUCCGGCUGCCCCAGGGAGUGGAUCUGGAAGGAGGGGACGGAGCAGAGCUUCUCCUGCCUGGCCCGGGGGAACCCAGCGCCAGCCGUGGAGUGCACGAGGGACGGGGUGUCCGUCAGCAUCGGGGUGCAGCGGCAGGUCAGCAGAGAGGACGCUGGGACCUACCACUGCAACGCAUCCAACGCGCACGGCUGGGCCAGCCGGGAUGUGACCGUCCAGGUGGAGUACUUCGACAUCCUGCCGUUGGUCCUGGGGCUGGUCGCUGCGGCUGCUGCUGGGGCCGGACUAGCCGCGUGGGGCUACAUGUACUAUCGCUCCAAGAGAAUCCGCAAGUACCGGCUCAGACAGCAGCAGGCCAAGCAGGCCAAGCCGGCCGAGCAGAUGAGCCUGAAUGGGGCCGCCCAGAACACACCUGCUGUGGAGCACAGCGUCUAGGCCUGGAGUGCGGGACCCGGAGCCCUGGGGCUCCUCGCUGCUGCUCUACCCUUCGCCCACGGGGCGGCCCCGUUAAGCCUUGGGAUGCUGGGCAGUGCCAGGAGCCUGGCGGUUCAUGGCCUCUGCGCUGGCAGCCCGGGGCCCUCCCUUGCACACCCCAGCUGCUCUCCGGAGAGGGAGGGAGGCGCCCGGAGCGGGGCAGACACCCCAGGACGUCCAGGGCUGGAAUCUCCCAUGUCCUUGGCCGGAGGGACGUCUGGCUACAGCUGAGCUCUGCCCCGCUGGGGAAGCAGGUGGCUGGGAGCCCCCAGGCGCAGCAGGAAACACUAAGUCGGAACAGUUGUGCCGGGAGGGGAACGGCGAUAACGGCUGCCUCUAACCACUUCUCCUAGCGAUGGGGAAGGUGCCUCCGAGCCGCACACGAGCCCUGCCCCAGCUGGGGCCGUGGCCGCCCGGGGCGCGUGCGAAGGGACCCACGGGAUCACUGUGAAAACGGUUCGACACUAACCAGACGGGCUUUGGGAUCGCCGGGUCUGUGCAACUGAGACGGGCCGGGGAGACCGUUACUCGGAUCAGCUGAAUCGCAAGACCCUACGUCCCUCCUCUCCCCCUGUAUCCCCGGCCUCGGCGCAGACUCAGGGACACCAGGUCUCCCUCUCCUGUGGGGCUGAGCUGGGCGCGGCGUGGCAGGGAGCAGGGUCUGUGCUCCUCGGGCCGGGGCGGGAGGGGGCAGGAGGUCAAUGACGUUAAUAACUGGAAGGGAGAGACUCUGGCGGGGGGCGAAGGGAACUGUUCCCAUGUUACAGGCAAACGUUGGUAAAUUCCCCUGCGGGAC
This is a messenger RNA of Mauremys reevesii (Reeves's turtle), 3257 nucleotides long. Its product is annotated as intercellular adhesion molecule 1-like. Bases 170 to 2422 code for a protein of 750 amino acids. Gene Ontology annotation, cellular component: membrane. Lineage: Eukaryota; Metazoa; Chordata; Testudines; Geoemydidae. Gene Ontology annotation, biological process: cell-cell adhesion. Gene Ontology annotation, molecular function: integrin binding. The record is from RefSeq and is a predicted model, not a curated record. The transcript has 9 exons.